AUGGAAAAUAUUACCAGAAAUUGAUAAUAACAUUGACUUUUGUGUUUGUACAUCAAAUGGAGUUUUUUAAUAUUUAAAGAUUAUUAAGUUUUUAUUGAGACGAGAUAAAAAAUGGAUGAAACUAUUAUUUGGAAAUAUUUUGGUGAAGGUGAAAUAAGCGGCUUCACUUUGGUAAUUCCCAGUGUGGCAGUAGGAAACGUCGGACAACUGGCCUGUGACUUGCUAAUUUCAUCUUUUAAUAUGGUCAAACUUGCAUCGAUUUAUGAUACUGCAUUAAUACCAAUUCUAGGAUACGAUCCUUACGACUUAAAUUCAUCGAAACUAUCUACCUGCUGUGAAGUUUAUAAGUGUAUUCAAAGAAAUUUAAUUGUACUGCAAUUCAGAGCUCCUCUUGUAUACAAAUAUGCUCAACGAUUCUUGAAUGAAGUUGUUAAAAAAUUCAAGGAAAAGAAUGUCAAAGAAGUCGUUAUUUUGACCAGCAGUUUUGCUCAUGUGAAUAAACACAUUUCAUCAUCUCCAUUUAGAUUUGUGGCGAAUGAAUUAUAUUCUUAUAAAAAUAAAAUAAUAAGUUUGAAAUGGAUAGAACAUGAAUUACAUGAUACUGGAUUACAGAUAUAUGGUGGUGGUUUUGCUUCAUUAUUAUAUCAAAUUUGCACAGAACAAUUGUUACCAUGUUUAGUUCUGUAUAAGUACUGCUCGGAGGGAAAUAAUAUUCCAGAUGCCUAUGAGAUGAUUCAUUAUUUGGCCAAUCUGUUACCAUUGUUUUCUGAGAAAACAGAUUUAAAGUCACAAUUAUUAGAACCAGUUUCAUGGAAACUUUUGUUUGGUAGACCACCACCAAGUGAUAUUUAUUAAUGUUUAUAUAAUGUACAUUUGAAUAAAUUUUACUUUUUGUAUAAGUUACUUUUUUAUUGAACUUACUUUAAGUCUUAUUAUAUAUAACACAUAUAAAACAUUUCAUUUCUCCUGUAUA
This is a messenger RNA of Diatraea saccharalis (sugarcane borer), 973 nucleotides long. NCBI's taxonomy places the organism in Eukaryota, Metazoa, Arthropoda, Insecta, Lepidoptera, Crambidae. The record is from the annotation of a GenBank genome assembly.